Molecule: messenger RNA, 1747 nt
Organism: Trichogramma pretiosum
Lineage: Eukaryota; Metazoa; Arthropoda; Insecta; Hymenoptera; Trichogrammatidae
Gene: PGS1
Product: CDP-diacylglycerol--glycerol-3-phosphate 3-phosphatidyltransferase, mitochondrial
Exons: 7
Coding region: 151-1683 (510 amino acids)
Biological process (GO): cardiolipin biosynthetic process
Cellular component (GO): mitochondrion
Molecular function (GO): CDP-diacylglycerol-glycerol-3-phosphate 3-phosphatidyltransferase activity
Source: RefSeq, a predicted model, not a curated record
CGAAACUGCGUUGUGCAGACUUUUUAACCAACUUGCCAAACGUGUCGUUAUACUUUUGCACGAUACAAUUUGUCCUUUUUAACUUUUUUUUCUUAUACAUUCUUAUUACAACGUUGUCAUCAAAUUCAAGUUUUAGAUUUUCAACGGAUUAUGUCAGCACUGUCAAUUUGCUCCAAAUCAUUUAGCAGAUUUUCAAGGACAAAGGUUCGCAGGCAAAGAUUAACUAAAUCAGUGGUCAGAUAUAAAAUGCACGCAGCUAUGAUACACGAAGAAAAUGAAAAUUUCGAAGAAUUCACUUCUACCAAAGUGCAGUUUUCAGGCUUUUCUUGGCUGCAUCAGGUUGCUCCGGCUUUUCCUGUCGAUGGCUCCAAAGUCACUGUGAUUUAUGAACCAAAAGAUUUUUAUACAACACUUUUGGAAAAAUGUAAGACUGCCAAAAAAAGAAUCACUCUGGCUUCUCUGUAUUUGGGAACUGGUAAAUUAGAACAGGAAUUAGUUAAAAGUAUUAGAGAAACUGUUGAAUCACAAUCAAAAAAUGUGGAAGUAAAUAUUCUACUAGAUUACCAGAGAGGUUCUAGGGGUGAAAUCAAUUCUAUACAUAUGCUUAUGCCAAUGCUUAUUAAUGAUAGGAGAAAAAACUGCAAAGUAUUUUUUUAUCACACACCGAAAUUGAGGGGAUAUUUAAAAGAAUUCAUUCCCACACGGUUUAAUGAAUUAAUAGGACUGCAACACAUGAAAGUGUACUUGAUAGAUGAUACUCUCAUAAUAAGCGGAGCAAAUUUGAGCAAUGACUACUUUAAUAAUAGGCAAGACCGUUAUUUUAUGAUUGAAAAUAGUCCAGAUUUAUGUGAUUUUUAUCAUAAGCUAGUAAAAAAAGUCACAGAGUUCAGUUUUCAACUAGAUUCUUAUGGUGGAUUGCAUUAUCAUAGUGAUUCUCAUCCAACCGAAACAUCUGAAGAUCUCUUUACUGCUGAAGCAUAUCAGAAAAUACAUGGUUUACUUCAGUCAGAAAUUGAACAACGUUCUGAACUUAAUGCAUCAGCAAAAUCAGAUACAUGGAUUUUUCCAUUAGUGCAAAUGGCCCAAAUAAAUCUAAAACAUGAUAGCAAAAUAACAUUAAAACUAUUAGAAAAUGCACCAGCUGGUGCCACUUUGAGAUUGGCAACCGGAUACUUCAACUUAACAUCUGAAUAUAAAAAUGCUAUUCUCAAAGAUUGUCAAGCUGAUUGUCAUUUGCUAACAGCACAUCCAGAAGCAAAUGGAUUUUAUGGAGCAAAAGGUGUAGCAGGAGGUAUUCCGGCUGCUUAUACAAAAAUAGAAAAAUCAUUUUUCAAUCAAUGCAAAGAAUUGAAACAAAAUAAUCGUGUCAAAUUAUGGGAGUUUGUCAAAGCUGGAUGGACUUAUCAUGCAAAAGGAUUGUGGUAUUCUCUACCUGGCCAUGAUAAACCUUCUUUAACGCUUAUUGGCUCACCUAAUUUUGGUUAUCGAUCAGUAGAAAAAGAUUUAGAAACGCAAAUUGCUAUUGUUACGAAAAAUGAAGCUCUGCAAGAUUCGUUGCAAAAGGAACACAAGCGACUGUUUGAAAAGGCUACUCCAGUAACUGAAAAAACUUUUACCCAAAAAGAAAGAUUACCACCUGCGUGGGUUAGAAUGGCAGUGUAUUUCUUCCGGUAUUACUUUUGAAAGAUUUUUUGAACGGUAUAAUCUAUGCAAUGUAAGUGUUUUGUUGAUUGAAACAAAUAAUCAA